Molecule: messenger RNA, 1196 nt
Organism: Alosa sapidissima (American shad)
Lineage: Eukaryota; Metazoa; Chordata; Actinopteri; Clupeiformes; Clupeidae
Product: seipin-like
Exons: 6
Coding region: 388-1095 (235 amino acids)
Biological process (GO): lipid droplet organization; lipid storage
Cellular component (GO): endoplasmic reticulum membrane
Source: RefSeq, a predicted model, not a curated record
GGGUCCUUCUCGGCUGCCGUCGCUAGCGUUUUGGCAACAGACGCAUAUUGGAACAUACAGUCAGUCAGAGAGGGUUACAGCGGAGCUAGUAAUCAAGGAUAAUUGAUACAGUACUUUGCAGGAUCCUCGUUGUAUUUGUGCUUGUCAGCAGGUUUAAUAGCGCGUUUUUAAGAUUUCCAAUGGAGAUAAAUGAGAUGUGUGUAAUGCUGGCCUUAUAGACGCGCUUCAAUAAUCAGAGGCAGGCCAGUAGCAUGAGACAAGUGACUGCAGGAUUCCAGGCUUUGACCAACUGACCAACGUAGACGUCUGCAGCCUCCAGACCAGCGCGCCCCCCCCCACACUCAGGUGCAUGACCGCCCCCCGGGACAGGUGAGGGGGCGGUUGCACAUGCAGACGGAGAAGAAGCCUCCGGUGUUUGCUGUGAAACGCGAGGAGCUGCGGCAUAGCUACGAGGGCGCUCGCGAGGGUCAGCAGCCAGGACGCGGCCGCAGCCGGGAGGACAUGGGAGCCGUGAUGGGGCCCGUGUUGCUAUGGCUGCAGGACGUUACCGCGGUGACGCUGCUGAGGGCCAGACGCACACUGCUGCAGGUGGCCGUAGUGCUGCUUGUCCUGCUCCUGCUCCUCUGGGUGUCCAUCUUCCUCUACGGCAGCUUCUACUACUCCUACAUGCCCUCGGUCAGCUACGCCACACCUGUGCACCUGUACUACAGGACUGACUGUGACUCCUCCGAGGCUGGCCUCUGCUCCUUCCCCAUGGCUAACAUCUCUCUGCUGAAGAAUGGCAGAGACCAGGUGAUGGCUCCUGGUCAGCCAUAUAGAGUGUCUCUGGAGCUGGAGCUGCCGGAGUCUCCAGUGAAUGAGCAGCUGGGGAUGUUCAUGGUGAAGAUGUCCUGCUAUAGCCGAGAUGGACACACCACUGCAUCUGUCGCUCGCUCAGCCAUGCUGCACUUUCGCUCCAGUCUCCUCAAGACGCUGAGCACGCUGGUCUUCUCCCCACUGCUGCUGGCCGGCGUCUCCGAGCAGAAACAGCUCCUGGAGCUCGAGCUCUUCACAGACUACAAAGACAACUCGAAGCGCUUGACGGAAGUCACCUGAACCAAGAUGUCGUCAACAUCCCAAAAGCAUAAAGAGUUUGUGGCCGAGCCCAUGGGCGAGAAGUCGGUAAAUGCUCUAGCAGGCAUCGGAGAGGUUCUGGG